UGUAUAUUUAUGUUUUCAUAAAAAAGCGGCAACAAUCUUUUCGGUGCUGGAGUAAAUAUUUUAUGUUCAUCAGCUGUAUUUCAGUCGCAUAUUAAUAAGUUUUACGUCAUAUUAGCUUUGUGAUAUUUGACAAGACUCAAAAAGGUAACGCUGAAGUCCACAAAAACUGCAGCUUGUUUCAACAAACUUUGCUUCUAAAGUCUGUUUUAAAAGAAACUAACGAAAAGCAGUCAUUUCGUGCAUAGUACGCCUGGCGUUUGUAGAGAGAGCAAAUGACUACAAACAAAUAAAUCGAAACCAAACUAAAGAAGGAAGUAAAAUAAUUUAUUACAAUAAAUCAAGCAAGUACCCAACACCCAAGUAAUGGUCUUGGUGAGAAACGAAUGGCUGAAUAACAAGGAUGAUGACCAGAAAUUAAGCCCAUUACCGCCGACGUCAGCAUCAAGGGCAGUCGGAGCAGUAGCAUUGAGUAGCGGGGGCACACCCACAGACUUAGUAACGGUCACACCUGAGGCAAGCAUACCUGGUAACGGCGGAGAAGUGGCAUCGACUGUUAAUCGAAGAAAGGCUGAGGCUAACACUAGCAUGGAAUCUACAAAAUUGGAGCAGGAACAACUUUUCCAUGUAACGGAGAAGCACGACCUCUAUUUAGUUGAGAGCAACAACGACGAGUCGACCGAGAACCAGGAAAAUAACAACAUUCAUUUUUCCGACUCCAGCACGAAGACGUUGCUAGGUUCAUGCGGUUUCGACCAUAGGCUUUCAGCUCAAAUGCCCGCUGGAGUUUCCCAGCAGUUGUUACAUAUGUCAAUGAACCCAGCAGCGACCGCAAAUAUCGGCGGUCCGGCAGCGGAUUGCGAGGCCCUCCCGGUUGUUUCCGUUACCCAACCGGCCUCGGUAGAUCAAAACACUGGAGCUGAGUUGGGCUCAGCACCCUGUACAGGUGAUGCUAAAAUCGUUUUACAGUGUGAGGCCAAGUCGCACAAAUUCGAUACAAGGUACAUAUUUUUGCAGCCAAACCAAGAGUGCAAGGUAGGUCGCCUUAUUGCCAAAAGUAAGGCGAACGAGGGAAAUGCAAUUUUUGACUGCAAGGUUUUGUCACGAAACCAUGCAAUGCUGUGGUAUACACCAGAUGGUCGUUUUUGGGUUAAAGACACAAAGUCAAGCAACGGUACCUUUAUCAACGACAAUAAACUAGGAAAUGAUCCAGCGGAAUUGCACUACGGUGAUAUCGUUAAAUUUGGCGUUGAGGUUAUUGAGAACUCGCGACAAGAGGUGCACGGAUGCAUCAUUGCCCGCGUCACCCUCUUCUUACCCGAUGGUCGUGAGGCUAUCUCGAUCGAGGCGGACCAGAUGUUAUUUACAGGUCAAAACCGAAUCAGCUUUGAUGAAAUCCAGCGCUUGAAUUCGUUCCUUCAGGAGGCGGCGCAAAGGGAGAGGACACUAAAAGCUAAGUUAAGCAGCUUGCAGGGCGUCCUUGAUUCCACCCGAAAGAACUCCGCAAUGUGUUGGCAGAGCAUGAUAACGGAAGACCAGUUACUACACAAAAUCAACCUACUAGAAAAAAAGCUGCAGAUGAUGGAAAAGAACGUUCCGGAGAACGCUCUUCGUAACGAGAUUGUAAAGCUUCUUGAGGACAAAACCACCUACCAAAUGACUGCCAAAGAGGCACUGCGCAAAGUUUACCAGGAACGUUGCGAUGCUAUGCAAAUGCUCUCAAAGAUAGAGAUAGCUUACGCCACCUCGGAGAACGAGUGCGGUAUAUUGCGCAAUCAAAUUGUCAUUUCGAAACAGACUCUGCAGGACUUUAACACUAGACUCGAGCAACUGCAGCAGGAGAAUGUAGAUUACAAGCAGGAAUCAUUACGCCAACAACAAGAGGCUAAAGAGCAUGAAGAGCGCGGUUUGGAGCUGCUGAAGGAAAAGCUGUUCACGCAAGAACGCGAACUAGAUGAACUACGCCUUAAGGUUUCUCAGCUCCAACAGUCCACUGCCACGAACGAAAUCGAGCAGAAGUAUCAAGAGCAGAAUGUCUUAAAGCAAAUAAACGCCAUUAUUUCCGAUGAAUAUGGCGAAAAAGAAAAGACGGAACAUCAUGGAAGAGAAGAAGAAAGUUCAGAAAAAAAUCAUCUCAUAAUGGACAUAGAUCAGCAAACAACUGCUUCGAUAAAAGAAAAUAAGAAAUCAAGCGUCAUAAGGUUGCUUAAGAACUCUGACCUUAGCAAGGGCGAUGAAGGGGCUGCAGUUCUAAAAGCAAUUUUCAACAAUGAAGAUGACGAUUCCGAAGACGAAAUAAGGGAAGAGAAUGCUGGCAUGAAGCAAGAAGCAGCUAAAUCGCAUGAAGAGCUUAAUAGUAUUCCUGAACUGUAUCAGAAAUCUUUUGCAACUAUCUUAGAUCGAAAGUUGGAAAGCCAAGAGACACAGCUUGUCGAGGGAAACCAUUGUAUUCCACCUGAUUUGCCCACAGAGCAGGCAAUAGAAAUGUUACAGGAGGAAUGUGAUUCCUACAAAAUAAAGACGGUGCGGUUGACUAGCGAAAUUCACUCAAUGCACGAGCAGAUUGAGAUGUUAAAGAAACAGCUAGAACUGGAAAUUGCGCAAAAUGAAAUUACGAAGCUUCAGAAAAAUAAAAAAGAGAGCGGGAGCGGAAUCAGUGAGCAACUUCAGAUUACAGGACAAGACGGUAAUGAAGAUAUCGUUGAGAAUGCUUGGAACGAAGAUAUUUCAGCCUUAAAUAACUCCCUUGUAGAACAGGAAGAGGAGCUUAUUGUUUACAAGGAACGACUUGAGAAUUCUGAAAGUUGCAAUUUGCAGCUUCGCAAUGAAAUUUCGCAGCUGCAUCUAGAGCAGCAGCACUUGCCACCUAGAAAACAUGUUUUACUGCAUCGUGCCCUACCACUUGGCUGCAUUGCCAUCGCUGUCUUCAUCUAUUUUAUUUUCAAUCGAACCUAAAUGCUUCUUACAAAGAGCUUGAUCCAUGUUUAGUGGCAAAAAAGUAUGCACGAGGCAGUAGUUUUAAAUACUUAUCAGAACCAGCGUUAUAAUCAAGCUUAAUAGAAUGUUUUUUUGCUUCUGUAUUUAAAUUCACAUCAAGCCUAAAUUAAAAGUCGUUUUUCUAAUGAAAAGAUAUAAUAAAAGCCAAGCAAAUGAUAAACCACACUUGAAGAUAAUAAAACGAAUUAAAUGAAA
Molecule: messenger RNA, 3189 nt
Organism: Drosophila ficusphila
Lineage: Eukaryota; Metazoa; Arthropoda; Insecta; Diptera; Drosophilidae
Gene: Slmap
Product: sarcolemmal membrane-associated protein
Exons: 5
Coding region: 364-2952 (862 amino acids)
Molecular function (GO): protein binding
Source: RefSeq, a predicted model, not a curated record